CCGCCGUAUUCUACCGCUGCAACGGCCACCGCUACCACCACCACCACUGUGGUACUCUUCUCACCACUCACCGCACCUUGCUACGAUUCCUCUUUCGUCCUUGCUUCUUAUUUGUUUCGUCUUUAAUCUCACGACUUGCUGCUCUCUGAUCUUAUGUCGUUUAACGCUCCGCCUCUCCUUUGCCAUGCCCAUAUUCCAUGAUCACCGCGAGCAUCCAUCUCAAGCGCCCGAUUCUCGAUUCUCCCCUGCACCCGAGUGCCAGAUAGCAGAUUAUCCGGGUGAUGGCGUGAGAGGUGCUCUGCAGGACAAUACUUACUCACAUCAUGAAAUCGUAACUUCCUGUGUUUCUACCAUGGAGCCAACCUCGCCGAGUAAUGGUCGGCAAACACCCAUUCUCAACCGGGGAGACUUGAUUGAGCGGAUCAAGAGUGCAAACAGUCCCUCCUGGCCUCGCAGCCCCAACCAUGGAGCCCAUCCCGAAGCUACGUCAGAGCUACCACCGAUCUCGCGAGAGCGACCGAAGACACCUCUACUCCCCGCCGCUGAGAUGAAGCCUACCCGUGCUCUCAGCCCCGAUCUCUGGCGUGAACAUGCCUCAGCAGGACUCGAGAUAGAACGGCCGCGUUCUGCUCUACACUCGGGAGAUUUUAGAGAGAAAAAGGAAGAGGCAAUCCUACGGACAGAGCCCUCGUCCUCAAGUUCAAUACUGUCCACCUCUCCGGUCGCUCCGUGGCACCAUGCUUUUCCUGCUUCGGCGAUUCCAAUAAAGCAUGCCGAAUCUCACUUCUCCUUCGGUGAAGUACUUCAAUAUGACUCACGGCCAACGUCGCGGUCCCGAGCAACUUCACAAUCCUCAUUCUCUUCUUCUUUUGUGUUGAUGCCACCAACAAGCCCACUAGCACAACAAUCGAACAAUGCGGAUCUGGAUUUCUCAUCUCGCCCGGUGUCCAGGCAAUCGUCUCGAAGCCCUGAACGGAACAACCGACGUCACACCUUCUCUCCCCACUCAUUCCAGACCUUUCGUUCUAUGCGAGCGGCAAACUCUACCUCAAACACCCCCGUACCCCGGCACGUGAGGAGAGAGGGCACAUUCCCAUACCAAGCUCACCAGCCACGGCGAUCACUCACCUCGAUAAACCAUUUCCAGCCUCAUUCAAGUCCGCAGACGCCAUUGAUACAAUCCCGACGACCGUCCUUUUCUUCCGACUCUCCCCUACACCAUGCACCUAUGGUUGGUUCUUAUGAAGAAUCAAUACUACGGGGGAGAAUGUCAACCACCCCAUCUCGUCCACUUGAUUUUGUCGCACAAAUCGGUGUCCUUGGUAGGGGACUGUGUAAAUCAAGCCUUCGUUGCCCACCUCACGUGACGGUUCCUUUUCCUGCUGUUUUCUAUAGUUACAGUGGCGAGAGCAGCAAAAGUGUCAAUAACUCACCUAGUCCAUACGUAGGUCUGAUUGAUCUUGAGAACUCUUUACCGCCACAGGAUGAGGGGUUGGAGAGCAAACGGAAACGAAGACAUGUUGGUCCUAACCCGGAUCAUGAAGACGCUGAACCGCAGCCUACACAAAGGGACAGUGUGAAUCUAUCAAAGGAAGGGAUUCGAAAGAGAGAAAAGAAGAAACGAAGAUCAACAUCACCGAAAGCACCCCCUGGUGGAAGCUAUCGCAUUCCUCAGCAAGGUCAACUGCAAAUUGUUAUCAAAAACCCAAACAAAACAGCCGUCAAACUUUUUCUGGUACCUUAUGAUUUGACGGAUAUGGAACCUGGACAGAAGACUUUCAUCCGUCAACGAAGUUAUUCUGCUGGCCCUAUUAUCGAUAUGCCUUUAACGUCUCGCAAGAACCUGGGUACCGACCGCCCCGAAGCAGCUUUGAGUACCUCCGACGAUCCCAACGAUCGACCCAUUCUCCGUUACCUCAUCCAUAUCCAUAUCUGCUGUCCUUCAAAAGGACGUUAUUAUUUAUACAAGAGUAUUCGCGUCGUUUUCGCCAACCGUGUUCCAGAUGGGAAGGAGAAACUACGCAACGAAAUCCAACUGCCCGAGCCGCGUUACAGCACGUACAAGCCGUCGCGAGAUUCACUGGCGCAACAAGCCCCAUCAACAGCUGCUGUGCAGCUGACUGCCGAAAAAGCAUAUAGACGUCGUAGUGCAGCCAUGUCGCUUUCCCACCAAGUCUCCGCUCGAUUAGACGGAUCGGGUCAGCGCCCUCCGUUACCUCCUCCGGCUGUAAAGUUGACCGGCGGAAGUGCGAGUUUUGGCCAUGAGUUCAGCUCGCCCAUGUCGGCGUUCGAGCCAAUCCCAUUUAAUCUGGCACGCAAUCCAUCGAUUGAUUCUCGCCCAGUUUCCAGAUCUGCCAUGGAUAUCGAUUCAGACAGCCCCUUCCAUUCUCGAACCAAUACCAUGUCUCCGGUAUUACAAGCCACAAGUCCCGAACAAACACCGGAGAUGUUCGAGAAGCUAAACCGAGGCGAUGUAGGCUAUGGUGGAAACGCUUGGGUUACAAGCCCACCCAGUUCGCCCGGACCAGGACUGCUGGCGAGAAAACUACGCGGUCUCGAUGUGCAGCCCGACGAGGGAAGUGGGUGAUUCGGGCGAUUUAUAUUCAUUCGACACUUAAUAUUUCUGAUAACAUAUAUCUUUAUACCCGUCUGAGGAGUUUUUAGUACAUGUCGCUGGGAAGUGGACAGGGCUGGUUUAGGGUCUGACACCUAUUUCCCUGAUCCAUCAGCGUGAAGAUAAGGGCGCAUACUAUAUUUUCUCAUUUGGAGGUGCAAAUAUUCACACAUACAUACCAAUACACAUACCCAUACAAUCAUG
Molecule: messenger RNA, 2818 nt
Organism: Aaosphaeria arxii CBS 175.79
Lineage: Eukaryota; Fungi; Ascomycota; Dothideomycetes; Pleosporales
Exons: 2
Coding region: 185-2587 (800 amino acids)
Source: RefSeq, a predicted model, not a curated record